UUUGAUUUGAUUGUAUCAAAAUCAAACCGUCUGAAUCGGGUUUUUCUUUCCUGCGUUUUCUGCCUUUCACUCUUCUCCUCCACAAUUCUUUUCUUUGACCAUUUACUCUCUCUCUCUCUCUCUCUCUCUCUCUCUCUCUCUAUAAUUUACUAGGGUUCCUUUCUUCUUCGUCUUCUCCUCCUUCCUCUCCAUAAAAGUCCCAGUUUUUUCUCGUCCAUUGUCUGCAAUCCUCCUCCAACUCACUCUGCCACCAACAAUGGCAAAUAUUGCUCCCUCUUCUUCUCCGUCGUCUUCGUUGCAGAAUCCGGUGGUUUCAGCUGCAUCUUCUUCCUCUGGAGUUCCCGAUGAUGCUUUCGAAGAAUCCUGCAGUAUAUGCCUCGAGCCCUUCAUCGCUGCUGACCCUGCAACUAUUACGAGUUGCAAACAUGAAUAUCAUCUUCACUGUAUCCUUGAAUGGUCUCAAAGAAGUAAAGAAUGCCCAAUAUGUUGCCAGUUACUUGUCUUAAAUGACCCUGCCAGCCAAGAGCUUCUAGCUGCUGUGGAGAUUGAAAGGCGUUCAAGGUCAAGGAACAUUUAUUCAGCUCCUCCCACAGCUCUUCAUAAUUUCCACGAGGACUUCGAUGUCGAGCAUGGCACUUAUUAUUCAGAAGACUCUGAUUUUGAUGAGCGUAUUAUGCAACGUCUGUCUGCUGCUGCUAGUAGAGCUCGUUAUAUUCACAGAAGGGAAAGACACAGAUCUUCUGGGCUUGGUCCUUCCCAAGUUCUUGCUUUCACCUCUCCUGCAAAUAUGUCACCGCAAACAUACAUGACCUCCCCAGAAGAUUAUCCAAAUUUAAGGUAUGGGUCACCCGAGGGUGGUUCACCAUCUUCUGGCAUGCCUUCUGCUAUCAACUUUCGACCUCCAGGAGCGGUGGAUGUUGAUCUGGUCCCCAGUACUUAUCUCAACAGAGACAACCCUGUUAAUCCCACAAUUAUUUAUAGCCAGACACCAUCUGAUGGUCCAAGAAGACCAAGUGCAUCUGAGAUGUUCUUUCCAGAGACACUCAAAUCUAAAUUGUCUGCUGCUUCGGCCAGAUAUAAGGAAUCAAUCUCAAAGAGUACCCGAGGCUUUAAGGAGAAGCUACUUGCUCGUAAUAACUCAGUAAAGGAGCUAAGCAAAGGAGUUCAGCGUGAGAUGAAUGCAGGAAUUGCUGGUGUUGCUCGAAUGAUUGAACGCCUAGAUCUUACUUCAAAACGAACUGGAUCCUCUAUUCCUGUUCCCAAUUAUACUGAAGGCACUUCAUACUUCUCCUUCAAAGGGAAGGGUGUGGAGGAAAAUGUUGGUGUGCAGUCUCUUAACAAAAGUAGUGGGCAAGUUCCACGUGAUUUAAGUCCGGGUGCAACCUAUAUCUCUGGUGCAAUAGUGGGAAAAUCAGAAGAUCCUCAUGUGCAGAGUGGACAUUGAUGCUGCCAUGUCUGGUACUGGCUCUUCAACUAAGUGUGUUUCAUGAGCACACCAGGAGGCAAUAUGGUGCAAGUGACGAAUUGUGUUUUAACCAAUCUGCUGGUUGGUUGGCGUCCUGCAUACCUGCCUGUAGCCUAUAUA
Molecule: messenger RNA, 1585 nt
Organism: Juglans microcarpa x Juglans regia
Lineage: Eukaryota; Viridiplantae; Streptophyta; Magnoliopsida; Fagales; Juglandaceae
Product: E3 ubiquitin-protein ligase RHF1A-like
Exons: 8
Coding region: 257-1444 (395 amino acids)
Molecular function (GO): ubiquitin-protein transferase activity
Source: RefSeq, a predicted model, not a curated record